Molecule: messenger RNA, 2530 nt
Organism: Macadamia integrifolia
Lineage: Eukaryota; Viridiplantae; Streptophyta; Magnoliopsida; Proteales; Proteaceae
Product: RING-H2 finger protein ATL46-like
Exons: 1
Coding region: 564-1736 (390 amino acids)
Source: RefSeq, a predicted model, not a curated record
AGGCUCUUUUUGGCAUCCCAUUCCCAGCCUUUAGAAGCUACUACCUGCCUUCUACCCACCUUUUCCCUACAAUUAUAAAACCAAUUUUACAGGUUUUUUCUUCCAAGAAAUUAAAACCCCCUCUCCAAAACCUGUCACUCUAGGGUUUCUGCUCCAACGCUGUCCAAGACAAGGCCUUCAAAGUUCAAAACAAAGUUAAAAUGAGGUUCAUUAAUGGCGGAUUUCAACUAGCUGAGGUAAGUGAACCGCAACCUUAACGUCUCCUUGGUCUCUUCUCUUGUACUUGCACAGUAAAAUUUCGUGCUCCAUUUGGGAAAAAAAAAAAGAUGGUAUUUUUGGAUUAGAAACACCAUCUUCAACCACUGGUUUGUUCUUAAAUCUUGGAGAAGUUUGCUUUUCCAGUGUACCCAUCUGCUAAAAUGAAUUGGGCCUCAUCUUAGAGGAAGUUGUGGCUGAUCUUUUCUUUUAAGCUCUUUCAAAUUGAGAAGAAAAUAAGUUGGUUUGGUUUCAAAGACAGGGAAAUAUGCUCUUUUCAGCUAUACCCUCAAGAACUCUUGACUUUCAUGUUGGAAAGGACAAAAGGAUGGUGCUUUGAGCCUUCUCCUAUUCAUCCUAAGAUGUCUUGGAUUCAGUCUCAAAUCAAGGGAAAAGAUGGUCCUUUGACCUUUCCACCUGGUAUUUCUCCUCCUCUUUCUUCUUCUUCUUCCUCAUUCCCACCUCCUUAUAAUAGUGAUUAUCAGAAGGAAUCAACCCCAUCAUCAUCUGCUGGAAGAAUCAGUCCAGCGGUUCUUUUUAUCAUAGUUAUUCUAGCCGUUAUAUUUUUCAUCUCUGGUCUACUCCACCUGCUCGUUAGAUUCCUCAUAAAAAAACCAUCUCCCUCGUCAACCUCCCAGUCAAACAGGUACCCGGAAAUGUCGGGCUCAGAUGCUCUGCAAAGGCAGUUACAACAGCUCUUCCAUCUCCAUGACUCGGGUCUAGAUCAAGCUUUUAUAGAUGCUCUCCCUGUUUUCCUGUACAAAGAGAUAAUGGGCUUAAAAGAACCCUUUGAUUGUGCUGUGUGCCUCUGUGAAUUUUCAGAACUAGACAAGCUAAGGUUGCUUCCCUUGUGUAGUCACGCGUUUCACAUCAACUGUAUAGAUACAUGGCUGCUAUCAAAUUCGACAUGUCCUCUUUGCAGAGGGACCCUCUUCAGCCCUGGCCUUUCAAUUGAAAACCCAGUUUUUGAAUUUGAUAAUCCAAGGGAGGAGGAUGGGCUUCCCAGCGAAAGAGAGGAUAGGUACCCUUGUGGACAGAAAACAGGAGAAACAGAGGAGAUUGUUGGUGAAAAGAGGGUUUUUCCUGUGAGGCUUGGUAAGUUCAGAAAUUUGAACAAUGGAGGAGGAGAAGGAGAGAGCAGUAGUAGUAAUUUGGAUGCCAGGAGAUGUUAUUCGAUGGGUUCAUUUCAGUAUGUGGUUGGUGAUUCCCAUCUGCAAGUGGCCUUACGCCAUGAUAGAGAUGGUGGUGGUGAUGUGAAGAUGGUGAAAGGGAGAGGACACAACGGGAAUUCUUCAGUUGUUGGGGAUAUUGAGGGGAAGAAACUCAGUAGUAGAAGUAAAGGUGAGAGCUUCUCUGUUUCCAAGAUCUGGCUUUGGUCCAAAAAGGGCAAAUUCCCAAUUUCUUCAGAUUCUCAUAUGGGUGUUUCCUCUUCGUCUCUUAAUGUUGGUUUGCCAUGGCCUGAAAGAACUCAAGGUGUAUGAAGGUAUUUUAUUUUCUAUUUUCUUGAUUAUUCACUUCUCUCAAUCCAAUUACUGGUUGAGCUGUUAUUUAUAUUUUCCUUCAUUUUGGGAUGCAAAUGGGUCUGAGUACUUUCAGUGAAAUACCAAUCUUCCCUCCCCCCUCGCCCUCUUCUAUUAAUCCAAUUUCUCUCUCUCUCUCUCUCUCUCUCAUGUGAUGAUGAACUUCAAUGAGUGUAUGAUAUAUCAAAGAAAAACCCAUCUCUUGAGCUUAGAAAAGCAGAGCUGCAGUGGACUUUAUGAAGUUUUUGAAAUCAAAUCAAAGCAGGAAAAUUUGUUGGGCAUGAGUAUAUGACCUGUCAGGUCAAUAAGCAAAACUACUGUUGUUGUAUAGUGUAUAGUAAUAAGAUGUGGGCAAUCCUAAUUCCUAUGAGAUUUACAGUAAGGAAUAAAUAGUAAAGCUUUUCUCAGUUGCCUUUGGGUGCUUGGUUCUUUUCUAAAUGUCUUUAUGGAAAAUCUUGCUUUUGUGGCCUUCUUGUUGGUUGUGUAAAUUCCCAUUUUGACUCUUACUUUUUCUGUUGUGUGGGAUGGAUGAUAUAAUGGUGGGAUCUGUGAAAAGUGGUGUGAAGGAUUAUUGUGAUGGAAGCUAUGAUUGGAAAUGUUUGUUUUCAGAAUUGGGGAGGACUGAGGUUCCUGAGGAGGAAGGCAAGGGAAGAGUGGUGGUGUGUCAUGGUGGAUGUGGGCCUCCCAUUGGUGCUCUUUCAACACCUUCUCCAUCAGAAAAAAUAUAUAAAAUUCUUCUCUUUUUAUUUUUCUUC